This is a messenger RNA of Fulvia fulva, 1395 nucleotides long. RefSeq lists its product as uncharacterized. NCBI's taxonomy places the organism in Eukaryota, Fungi, Ascomycota, Dothideomycetes, Mycosphaerellales, Mycosphaerellaceae. The transcript has a single exon. The record is from RefSeq and is a predicted model, not a curated record. The coding region runs from base 1 to 1395 and encodes 464 amino acids.
AUGUCUUCGGGCUCUACUGGUCAGAGCUCAUCAUCUUCCACACCAAACUCAACGUCGACCUACGAGUAUUCUCAUGAGCCAUACGACACCUUCAAAGCAAAAGUCCUUUCGCUUACGCAGAGUCUAAGCAGCACUCAGGAGAUCGAUUUGCAGCGUGCUCGAGGCGGGAGCUACAACCGCGUUGUGAUAGCGCGACUCACGCUAGCAUCGUCGUGCCUAGCAGGCAUAUUCCGCAUCCCACGAUUUCCAGAUAUACCUGAUGCUGGAGAAGAGGGUCGAACUGGCGCAAUAGACGUCAACAUCUUGGACCAAGCUGCUAUCCUACAAUUCCUCGCCAAGAAGCUGAUUCCCGCCCCGCGCUUGAUAGCGUUCGAUGCAUCCCCAAACAGUGCAAUCGAGUCGCCAUACAUAUUUCAGGAGUUCUCAGGCGGAUCGGCGCUCGAUCUGGUCUACGGCUCGAUGUCUCAUGGAGAGAAAAUCGAGAUCGUGGAUGCAUUGACAGACUUCUUGGUACGCAUGGAGCAUGUGCAAUUUCCAGCGUGUGGGCUUCUUGUGGCUGAGAGCCGAUCAUCUAGUACGAUGACGAAAGCAUCUAGGCUCGACGACACGCUCCAGGACCUGACCUCAGCGGUCAAAGGCUUUACAAUAUCGACCGAAGAUGACUCGACAUACUCCUCAUGCUCCACGAAAGCUCUCAUCGGCCAGCUUCUCGCUGCUCGAAAGGAGGAAGACGAAACGGAAUCUCGGAAACCCAAUAAGGUCUCCUCCAUGUGGUCCGGACUAUGCGACAUGUUUGACCAUAUGUGCUCACUGGGCUUCUUCUCUUCCUUGAACCAGUUUUCCGUUGAUGGAAGCAUUCUGUACCACUGGGACCUAGAGCCAAGGAACAUCCUUGUGAAGCAGGCAAGCACCAAAGACCACAACGCAUCGAUACAGCACGCUGAAGAACGCCAUGAAGAGCUUGCCACAAUGAGCUGGACAAUCGAUAGAGUCAUCGAUUGGGACAGAGUGCAAGCAGUGCCGCCUCUCCUGGCAAGGAAACCACCUGUCUGGCUAUGGGACUUCUCCGAGGACGACGAGCACUCAUCCCUGCCAAGCAUAUACGACGGAGACGUCGACCUACUUUCAGCAAGUCGCUAUGACCGCGAUGAGGGUAGGCUUGACACGCAAAGCCAGCUUCUUCGAACACAUUUUGAGGAAGGGUUCAUACGACAGAUGCAAAAGCUCUACCCAGAAUACAACGCGGAAAUAUACCGGGAGGAGACAUACGGCCGCGGCCGCUGGCUUCGACGACUCGCGCGGUUUGCUAUACACGGUGCAAGUGAUAACCAAGACGUGAAGAGAUACACAGCUCUUGAACGAGAGUGGUGCACGGUGCGUUCGCAAUACGAAUAG